AUGGCCAGACAAACAGGGAUGCCUAGACAUCGUGAAAGAACGACUACAAAGGCCUCUUGGAACUCGGACAAACUAAUGGCAGCAAUAGCUGCUGUGAGGAGUGGUCGAUCUGUUCGAGAGGUAUCCACAGCUUUCGAAAUUCCAAGAAGCACGAUACAAGCGAGGAUAAAAAACAAUAAUUACAAGGAUCCAUCACUAGGACGUUUGUCGGUGUUCUCCAAUGUUGAAGAAAAACAGCUCGCAGCACAUGUCAUCAGGUUAUCUAAACUAUUCUACGGAGUCUCCAGACAAGAGAUAAAGAAAUGUGCAUUCGACUAUGCACAGAAAAAUAAUAUAAAAUGUCCUUUCAGUAACGAAAAAAAAAGUGCAGGAGACGAUUGGCUCUCCGGUUUUUUGAAGCGAAAUCCGACUGUUUCGCUGAGAAAACCUGAGGCGACAAGUGUGAACAGAGUUACGGCAUUUAAUAAAGAGCAGGUGUAUUUGUUUUUUAAGAAUUUGGAACAAGUUCUCACUAAAUAUGAAUGCAAAGAAUCCAGAAUUUUCAAUUUGGAUGAGACGGGUAUUACAACGGUAAAAAAACCAGGCAAGAUUCUGGCUGAGAAAGGACUGAAGCAAGUCGAUUUCGUUACUAGUUGGGAAAGAGGUAAAAACACAACAGUGGUUUGUGCAUUCAGUGCUUCGGGGUUCUAUGUUCCUCCUCUAUUCAUCUUUGCGAGAAAACGAAUGAACUUGCUCCUCAAGAAAGGAGGUCCACCUGGGGCCGAGUAUUGUUGCUCUGAUAGAGGUUGGAUGACGGAGGAGAUUUUCAUACAAUAUUUGAGACAUUUCCAGAAGGUUGUCAAACCAAGCUUGGAAGAUCCGGUUCUUCUCAUCAUGGACAACCACAGUACUCACUGCACUCUUGAAGCUUAUGAAUUUUGUAAAGCCAAUGGGAUCAUUUUGUUGACAAUACCUCUACAUACUUCCCACCGACUCCAACCACUAGACGUCACAUUUUAUGGCCCCCUUAAAACUGCUUACAACACAGAAUGUAGUAAAUAUUUGAAAUCACAUCCACAUGAGAAGAUAACUCUAUUCGAAGUCGCAGAAUUAUUUAAUAAUGCCUAUAUGAGGGUAGCUACUUUGGAAAAAGCUGCAAAAGGGUUUCAACAACCGACCUACAUAACCCCUUUGAUGAGCCCCAGCAAUAUACCGAAACACAGCACCGUGACCUACCGCCAGAAAACGAAUGAACUUCAAGAAUCCACCACUCAACUCCAACACCCCAACCAACUCUGGAUGAUCAAUUCCCAGUGGUGGAGGUGA
Molecule: messenger RNA, 1305 nt
Organism: Anoplophora glabripennis (Asian longhorned beetle)
Lineage: Eukaryota; Metazoa; Arthropoda; Insecta; Coleoptera; Cerambycidae
Exons: 3
Coding region: 1-1305 (434 amino acids)
Cellular component (GO): nucleus
Molecular function (GO): DNA binding
Source: RefSeq, a predicted model, not a curated record